AUUUUUUAUUCAUCAAUUUCCGUUAUAACGUUAGCGAAAUACGAAGGACAAAAAUGGUCAGGAGAUAAAUUCGAAAAUAUACUGUGGCCUCUGUAGUGUCUUUAGCGCAAAUUACAUUGGUGAAAAACAGAAGGGCAAAAUUGUCAGGAUGUUUUGAAAAUAAACUAAUUUACCUUCCCUUCCCUGCUUUCCCCCGCCACCCCUUCCCAUCGUUUCCUUCCACCCCACCACCGCCUAAGCAGCUCCCCCUCCGACGACCCGCCAUAACCACCAUUCUACUUUCCAGAAUUUCCGGCUGAUACACUGAUUGGUACCAUUAGGGUACUAUUUUUAUUGCUUCAAAUCUGAAGAAACAAAACAAAGAGCUUCUUUUUCUGUACAAUCCAUCAUUGCUGAAAUAAAUGGAGAAAUCAGGAAUCUGAGACUAAACACAAGACAAGCAAAAAAUGAAUCAGUCUUCUCUUAUUACAAGCUCUGCCUUCAAAGUUCCGCUUGCUCCUUGGGUUUCAUUUCCGAAGCCUCAAAUUUCUAAUUCCAGAAGUUUUGAGCUUCAUAAGGAUUUGGCUAUUGAGUGCAAGAAUUUGAACUACUCAAUCACCACCAGAAACGGGAACUGGAAACACAUUCUCAAGGGUUGUUCAUUCAGGAUUCCAUCUGGGGAGCUUUGGAUGCUUCUUGGUCCAAAUGCUUCUGGAAAAUCAACACUCUUAAAAAUUUUGGCUGGCUUAUUGAAUCCAACUGAUGGUUUUUUGCAAGUAAAGAAGCCAAGGAGUUUUGUGUUUCAGAAUCCUGACCAUCAGGUGGUGAUGCCUACUGUCAAAGAUGAUGUGGCGUUUGGUCUCAGUAAAUUUAACUUAACUCGUGAUGAGAUUAGGGAUAAAGUUGAGAAAGCUCUGGUUGCUGUUGGCAUGCAUAAUUAUUUGCAAAGGCCCAUCCAAACUCUUAGUGGUGGUCAGAAACAAAGAGUUGCUAUAGCUGGUGCAUUAGCAGAAACUUGUAAAGUACUGUUGCUUGAUGAGCUAACGACAUUUUUGGAUGAAACAGAUCAGGUUUCUAAUUAAGAAGAUUCGGGAAUAUCAUGAUAGGUUGGGGUGAUAAAAGCAGUGAAGAGCACCUUGGCGGCUUCCGGAGAUAUUACAGCUUUAUGGGUAACGCAUCGCCUGGAAGAACUUGAGUAUGCAGAUGGUGCCAUCUACAUGGAAGAUGGGCAAGUUGUCAAGUGUGGGGAUGCUUCUACAAUAAUGGAUUUGAUUGAAGCUAGGCAAAGAGCUUACAUGAAAGAAAUUGGCUCUUUCUAAUAUAAGGGUAAUUUGUUAACAUCUAGAGCUAAAAUUUGCUUAGGGUUUUGUUUGAAUUGUUUUUCGUGAUUUUGGUGGUGUUCAAUCUGAAAAAUGUACAAUAUGAAGUUAAAAAUUGUUAAAAUUUGAGUGCAAAUGCUGAAAAUGCCAAAAACGAAAGUACAUGUAUGGAAAUUUUUUUGGAUGAAAUCCACUUUAUGUGCCCUAAGAAUAAAGGAAAGAUCCACUGCACGUGAUAUUUUUAUUCAGUAGCCGGAUUUUAUUAAAAUAAUUAUCAAAUUCUCACUUUCAGUACAAUUACUUGCACAAUAGUUUUUUAUUUAAAUUUACACAAAUUAUAAUUAAUAAAAAAUGAAAAAUUAUUUAUCCAUUGGCAUGAUUUUGUGG
Messenger RNA from Oldenlandia corymbosa var. corymbosa, 1685 nucleotides. The record is from the annotation of a GenBank genome assembly. Lineage: Eukaryota; Viridiplantae; Streptophyta; Magnoliopsida; Gentianales; Rubiaceae.